ACAGCAUAAUGCCUAGUCAUUUCCCACUGGACUUGUCUUUCUUCUUUCUUAUUCUUUAAAGACAUGAGUUAUGAGGUCGCUCGCAUUCUUCUUGCCUAUAAAGAACCUCUUGCAAUUACAAGACUCAUCAAUCAAUCGACAACAAACACCAAAAUGACUAGUCUAAUUAAAGCAUUAAUCACAUUGCUGCAGCUGUCAUGUCUUUACAUUGCCAUGUCCGAUGCUCAGCUUCAGGUGGGUUUCUACCAAUCCUCGUGCAGCAUUGCCGAGUUCGUCGUGAAGCAACAAGUUCAAAACGCCUUCUUCAGAGACCGCGGUGUGGCUGCUGGGCUCGUCCGAAUGCAUUUCCACGACUGCUUCGUUAGGGGCUGUGAUGGGUCGGUUCUGAUAGACUCCACCCCGACGAACCAAGCAGAGAAGGACGCGCCGGCAAACAACCCCAGCCUCCGAGGCUUUGAAGUCAUCGACAAUGCCAAAGCCAGCCUCGAAACGAUCUGUAAAGGCGUAGUCUCUUGCGCUGACAUACUCGCCUUUGCUGCUAGAGAUAGCGUCGAGAUUACGGGAGGAUUUGGCUACGACGUCCCUGCUGGAAGGAGGGACGGAAGAAUAUCGAUAGCAUCCGAGGCAUCGUCGAACCUCCCGCCCCCUUUCUUCAACGUGGAUCAACUCACGCGGGCAUUUUUGAACAAGGGCUUGAGUCAAGAAGAAAUGGUCACCCUGUCGGGAGCACACACCCUGGGGAGGUCUCACUGUACUUCAUUCAGCAACAGGCUGUAUAACUUCAGCGGGAGCAACCUGCCCGACCCGACUUUGGAUCCCUCGUACGUCGCCGUCUUGAAGCAGCAAUGCCCGCAGGGAGGGAAUCCGAAUCUUGUCGUGCCCAUGGAUCCAUUCAGCCCGGCUGUCACCGAUGUCGGAUAUUACAGGGAUGUCCUGGCGAAUAGGGCCCUGUUCACCUCGGACCAAACGCUGCUGACAAAUGGACAAACGCUGUCUCAGGUCGUGCAGAACGCACAGAACCCGUUCAUCUGGGGUCGCAAAUUCGCUGAUGCAAUGGUGAAAAUGGGAACAAUCGGCGUGUUAACUGGUACUGCAGGGGAGAUUCGGGGAGACUGUAGAGUUAUCAACAGCUGAAGAAGCAGAAGUCGUUAAAUAGAUUCACCGUGCUUUCAUUAUGCAAUGAAAAACAGUCUGUCAUCUUGUCGAAAUAAAAAAUAAAAAAUAAAAAAAAAAAAAAAACCAUGAUUUUCUAGAACAUAAA
This is a messenger RNA of Andrographis paniculata, 1261 nucleotides long. Its product is annotated as peroxidase 5-like. Lineage: Eukaryota; Viridiplantae; Streptophyta; Magnoliopsida; Lamiales; Acanthaceae. Gene Ontology annotation, molecular function: peroxidase activity; heme binding. The transcript has 4 exons. Gene Ontology annotation, cellular component: plant-type cell wall; plasmodesma. Gene Ontology annotation, biological process: hydrogen peroxide catabolic process; response to oxidative stress. The coding region runs from base 64 to 1134 and encodes 356 amino acids. The record is from RefSeq and is a predicted model, not a curated record.